Sorghum bicolor (sorghum) is the source of this 3263-nucleotide messenger RNA. RefSeq lists its product as uncharacterized. Gene Ontology annotation, molecular function: ATP binding; ATP hydrolysis activity; protein binding. The transcript has 26 exons. Gene Ontology annotation, cellular component: mitochondrial outer membrane. The coding region runs from base 82 to 2883 and encodes 933 amino acids. Lineage: Eukaryota; Viridiplantae; Streptophyta; Magnoliopsida; Poales; Poaceae. The record is from RefSeq and is a predicted model, not a curated record.
AUCCACGGAGGCUUGGGCUUCCAUUCCGUUUCCUUUGCCUUUUGCGGAAAGGCUUGGGCUUCUCGUCGCCGGUCGGCCGCCAUGGUGACGACUCGCAGCGGAGGGAAGCGCCUGGCGGCAUCGUCCUCCCUGCUGCCCUCGCCGACCAAGCGCGGCAAGGCGGUGGAGAAGGCGUCGGAGGCUUCCGCGCCCGAAGCGGGGGCGGCGGCGGCGGCAGGGACGCGCUCGGGCCCCAAACCGUGGGCGAAGCUGCUUUCGCAGUGCUCGCAGACCCCCCAUGUUCCUAUCUUUGGCAACCAAAUUUCUGUUGGUAGCGAUAAAAACAGUGACAUAUGGUUGGAUGACCAAACUGUUAGUCAAGAACUAUGCAUACUGCGGCGUCUUGAGCAAGGAGGUCCAUGUAAGUUAGAGGUCACAGGGAAAAAUGGUAAGGUUGCAGUAAAUGGAAGAAAGUUCAGAAGUGGCUUCAAAUUUCCCCUCAUAGGAGGGGAUGAAAUUGUUUUCGGUCAAUGUGGCAAGCAUGCCUAUAUUUUUCAGCAUCCUCUAAGGGGUAAUGCAGUUACUGCAGCAUUGGCUGGAGAGAAUAACCAGAGGGUAGUUGGAUCUGCUCUUGAAAAUCAGAGCGAUAGGUCUAGUCCAUCAGCUUCUUUGCCUCUGAGCGGAUGGCAAGAGAUUCUGAGCCCAAAGGAUAUUGAAGUAACCUUUGAUAAUUUCCCAUAUUAUCUCAGCGAGAGCACAAAGGAGAUACUCUUAUCAUCCGCGUUCAUACACAUGAAAAAGAAGUCUAGGAAAUUCUUACCAAAACUUUCACCUUUAGAUCAGCGAAUUCUGUUAUCUGGCCCACCAGGGUCUGAAAUUUACCAGGAAAGAUUGAUAAAGGCACUUUCAAAGCGUUUUGACGCUAGACUUCUAAUACUUGAUGCUCUUAUGCUGUCUGGUCAGACAUCUUCUAAGUUUCGAGAGUCCAUAAAGGAUGUCCGGAGGGAUGUUGCACCUUCUAGUUCAGGAGAUGAUAUUGUGGGGACAUCCAACAGACACACUUUCGAAGAAGGUGAUUGGGUAGAGUAUACUGGUACUAGUUCAUUAAAUCUGGCACCAAGGGGCCCUUCUUGUGGUUCUCGAGGCAAAGUGGUGCUUGCUUUUGGAGAAAACCGGUCCUCCAAAGUUGGAGUUAGAUUUAACAAUCCUGUAACUGAUGGUAAUGAUCUUGGAGGUUUAUGCGAGGAAAAUCAUGGCUUCUUUUGUCAUGCUUUGGAACUUCGGACAGACUCUUCUGGUGGAGUUGAUAGCAUUGCUUUAGAAAAGUUAAUCGAGGUCAUUUCAGAAGAAAGCAAAAGCAGUAAUUUGAUUGUUUUACUCAAGGAUGUAGAGAAAUCAUUUACCGAAUGUACAGAAUCGCAUGCAUCACUAAGUGAACUUCCUGCUGGUGUUCUGAUAAUUGGGUCUCAGAUUCAUGCAGAGAACCGCAAGGAUCAGGAAACCCCAAGCAAAUGUCCUACCAAGUCAAUGGAGCAUCUAAAUAAUCUUUUCCCUAAUAAAAUUUGCAUUAAACUUCCCCAGAAUGAAGCACAGCUAUCUGAUUUCAAGAAACAAUUAGAUUGUGAUACUGAAACCCUUAGAGCUAAAGCCAAUAUUCUUAAUAUUCGUAAGUUUCUGAUUAGUAGAGGAAUUGAGUGCAAUGAUCUUCAAGAAUUACCUAUCAAAGAUCAAUUACUAACUAAUGAAAAUUUGGAAAAGAUUGUUGGAUAUGCUAUUAGUUAUCACCUUCAUGACAGUGAACCCCCAAAUGAUGGCAAAUGGGUACUUCCAAUCGAAAGGCUCAAGCAUGGAUUCAGUAUGUUACAGAAUGCACACAGUGGCGCUAAGAGGUCAAAGAAUGCACUAAUGGAUGUGGUCACAGAGAAUGAAUUUGAGAAAAAUCUUCUAUCAAAUGUUAUCGCACCUAAUGACACUGGAGUUACCUUUGAGGACAUUGGAGCCCUGGACAAUUUGAAAGACACACUGAGGGAAUUGAUAAUGCUCCCUCUGCAGAGAUCUGAACUGUACAGCAAAGGGCAGCUAACAAAGCCUGUCAAGGGAAUACUGCUCUUUGGACCUCCUGGAACAGGUAAAACAAUGGUUGCAAAAGCAGUAGCAACUGAGGUUGGUGCAAACUUUAUCAAUGUACCAAUGUCAAGCAUUGCCUCAAAGUGGAUUGGAGAUGGAGAGAAAUACGUCAAGGCCAUUUUCUCUCUAGCUAGUAAACUAUCUCCUGCAGUAAUAUUUGUUGAUGAGGUUGACAGUUUGCUAGGAAGGAGGGGAAGACCAACAGAGCAUGAGACAACACGCAAGGUGAAAAAUGAAUUUAUGAUACAUUGGGAUGGUUUGUGUACUAAAGAGCAAGAACGUGUAAUCGUUCUUGGAGCCACAAAUAGGCCAUUUGACCUUGAUGAUGCUGUUGUUCGAAGAUUUCCUCACAGAUUAAUGGUGAGCCUUCCUGACAAGUCAAAUAGAGAAAAGAUUUUGAAAGUAAUACUAUCCAAAGAAACAUUAGAACCAGAUGUGGAUCUUGAAUCAAUUGCCAAAAUGGCUGAUGGAUAUUCAGGAAGUGACUUGAAGAAUCUAUGUGUAACUGCAGCACAUCGUCCCAUUCGUGAAAUUAUUGAGAAGGAAAAGAAGGAGAAGAGUCUGGCAAUAGCUGAAGGUAGGCCUGAGCCUCCGUUGUAUGGAAGGGAGGACAUUCGCCCACUUGGAAUGGAUGACUUGAAAUUUGCGCUUGGACAGGUGUGUGCUAGCUUUCCAUCUGAUUCAGAAACCAUGGCCCAAAUUUCUAAGUGGAAUAACGAGUUUGGAAGCGGCGGCGGGUCAAGAAAGAAGACACAACCGCACACAUACUUCAUGUAGCUGAACUUGAAAAUAGAGAAACAGCAGCAUCUUUACAGUUGCUUUAUACUUGCCAAACAGGCAUGUCCUCACAAGUAGCCAUUCCUGAUCCUUACUAGAUCAGGGUUUUUUCCUGCUCUAACAUACAGCUGCCAUCGCCUGACACACACUCCCUUGUAAUUAGUUAGAUUGCCUAAUGAAGUACCCGUAUCUGGAAUCAGAGGAUUCAUAUGAUUUUUUUGCUGUUGUAACUGAGAUCUGUAGUCGUUGCCCUAUACCAUCUUCUUACACCCUUGGUAUUCUGCAAAUCGGGAUAGGCUUGUACAUGUAAAGAACAGACUGGUUGAUUGCUGCAGGGGUUAUAUGUAUGGCAAUAUCUCAUAAAAAUGUUUUGUUGUACU